UUAGACAUCUUAGUUAAUAUUUUUGCAUCGAAAACAAUGAUAUCGUGAUUAUAACACUAUUAAACUCUUCUUAAAAGAUGCGAUGAAAAUGUUUCUGUUCUGCCUUAAGACGAGGAUUUGAUGUUAAUCGUUGCGUUUCAAUGCUUUCUUAAAACAGUUACGUUUUUCGUCAAUUCUGGACUUGAUUAUGUAAGCAAAAUUUAUAAAGUAGGCCUAUGUGCGUGUUGUGUGUUAUAUAGUCUAGCUACACACAGAAUUUUUUCCCCGUUUCUCACACACCCUUAACUUUCCACGAACGAUACGAGGAAAUUUUUAUCUUUUGAGGACUACUGAAUUUCUACUACUAAGCGCACUGUGAACACGGUGAAAUCACUGUCCAAUCGGAUAUCCACAAGGAUGACGUGAUGACCAAUCCACACCCUUUCGGGCAGCAGUUGACAAGUGGACUUCUGGCUUGCACACCUUGGCCAAGAUCAUAACUUUAAGGAGAGGAACGGCGACACUCGUGACAGCCUUGUAAAGUUGCGAACGACGCGUUAAUCUGUUUGUGAGGUGGGCCAGAUGGAGAAAUCUAAAAACUUUCGGAUCGACGCGCUUCUUGCUGUCGAUCCACCAAAAGUGCAGACCUCGCCGCUGGCGCUGGUCACCUCCCUGCCCACCUCUUCCAUAUCAUCCUCCUCCGAAAGUGUCCAGGCGUCAGAGUUGACCACGAACUCCGAAGCACUUCGGACCGCGACUCCAUCUCCCCCCAGGAUAUCGUCUUGCGGGUUGAUUCCCAAACCGGGUUUCUUAAACUCUCCACAUUCGGGCAUGGUCGGACUACACCCUCAGAGCAGCACCGGGAUUCCUCCUCAGGCUCUCUACGGUCAUCCAAUGUACACAUAUUCAGCAGCAGCGCUCGGUCAGCACCCGGCGCUGUCGUACUCGUAUCCGCAUGGGUCGCACCAUCACCAUCCCAAUGACCCCCUCAAACUCACCGCCAGCUCCUUCCAGCUCGAUCACUGGCUGAGGGUGUCAACUGCGGGAAUGAUGCUGCCCAAAAUGGCAGAUUUCAAUGGCCAGGCGCAGUCAAACUUGCUCGGGAAGUGCAGAAGACCCAGAACCGCGUUCACAAGCCAGCAGCUCCUUGAACUUGAGCAUCAAUUUAAGCUGAAUAAAUAUCUAUCUAGACCAAAACGCUUUGAAGUGGCCACAUCACUAAUGCUUACAGAGACACAGGUGAAAAUCUGGUUUCAGAACAGGCGUAUGAAAUGGAAGCGCAGUAAAAAGGCAAAAGAACAAGCCGCCCAGGAGGCCGAGAAGCAGAAAGGUAAAGGAAACCAGGACAAAAUGGACGGACUAGAGAAGGACUACCAGAAGGUAGAUUCAGUUAAAAGUAACAGAAUACGGGACUUCAGAGACAGUGACGACGAAGAAGGAGAUAAUUACAUGCUGAAUUCAUCUGAUUGUUCCUCCGAGGACGAACGAGCCAACGCCAGUGACAUAAGUCCACAACCAUGAGACUUCUUUUACAAAAAACACCCAUGAAAGCGAAGUAUGUGAUAUGCAUGUUAUCAUCUUGCAGUCAUUAUGGAAAUGCUGAGGUGGACGUCCACAUGAGCUGUUUGUAUUACUUUCAAACAUUGACUGGAUAGCUACUCCUGAAGGUAGACUGGUGAUACGGUUCAAGAGCAUGUGGUAAAAUCGCAUUUCAUCAAGCAAAAAUAGAUGACUAGGCCUAUCACUUUCAGAAAUAAUUAGCAUCAUUAAUAUGAUCCUAUUCGAUAACCACUGCGUAUUAAUUUCUGAACUCAAGUGGGAUAAAGAAAAUCAUCUACAACCAGAACCAUAUGUGAUCUGUUUAUUUUUAUACAAUGUAUUUAUAACGAAAUCGCUUUUAAAAUGCAUGUAAAUUAUUGUUUGCUUAUCAGUUACGCUCUGUG
Molecule: messenger RNA, 1922 nt
Organism: Megalobrama amblycephala (Wuchang bream)
Lineage: Eukaryota; Metazoa; Chordata; Actinopteri; Cypriniformes; Xenocyprididae
Gene: mnx1
Product: motor neuron and pancreas homeobox 1
Exons: 3
Coding region: 562-1500 (312 amino acids)
Biological process (GO): spinal cord motor neuron cell fate specification; regulation of DNA-templated transcription; central nervous system development
Cellular component (GO): nucleus
Molecular function (GO): DNA-binding transcription factor activity, RNA polymerase II-specific; sequence-specific double-stranded DNA binding
Source: RefSeq, a predicted model, not a curated record